Haliotis rufescens (red abalone) is the source of this 2831-nucleotide messenger RNA. Its product is annotated as nuclear receptor coactivator 4-like. The record is from RefSeq and is a predicted model, not a curated record. The transcript is spliced from 7 exons. NCBI's taxonomy places the organism in Eukaryota, Metazoa, Mollusca, Gastropoda, Lepetellida, Haliotidae. Gene Ontology annotation, biological process: intracellular iron ion homeostasis; response to hormone. Gene Ontology annotation, molecular function: transcription coactivator activity. The coding region runs from base 213 to 2123 and encodes 636 amino acids.
ACCUCUUGGCUGCCAGCUGGGCUGGGAUUGGUCGUAGUUACUUAUCUUGUCUGUGACACAACAAGAGUAAUCAGGCAAUGCUGAUUCUCCAGUAGAACCAACCACAGGAGACUGCCCCAUACACACAGGACACACACAGAUAGUCUACACCUGACCCGAACCUGCCAACGUCCAGACAAAGAUCACUGACCUACCUAGUGCUGACUGCUGCCAUGAUGACAGAGAAGACACAGGAGAAGAUUGAGCAGCUGGAAGCAGCCAUUAAACAUCUGAAUUCCAUCAUUAAACACCUCAGCUACAAUGCUGGAGAGAUCAAAUCCCAGAUCCACACAUCAAUUAGCCGGCACCUGGAAGCCCUGCGGAACAGGGAGGUGUGGCUGCUAAACCAGGUCGACCUGGUGGUGAGCACCAAGGAGGAGGUCCUUCACCAACAACAGGUCAGACUCAACAAGGCCCUGGGAGUCCUCCAGAGUUCCCUCGACCUGGCAGACGAAGACGAUGAACUUGACAGUAGACUGGCCGAUGCCCUGGAAAAACUUGAUAUUUCUGACCUGAAGCCGGAGGAGAGUCCCUACAUUACCUUCCAAGCCGACCAGUCUACGCUGAGAGAAUCCAUUCUGGACUAUGGCCGUGUGGAUGCUUCUGGCUUCCCUCUGCAGAGUGCCUUCGUUGCCCACGGACAUCCAUCCACCUGCCUGCCACGCCACUUUGAGGAGUACGAAGAUGCAGACCACCAUGUCUUCUACAAGACUGUGGAGGAGGUCAACCGUGCCAGGACUGCUAGCAGCAAUAUCAGUGUCAACAUCCCCAAGUUGUCAAAGCGCCCGCAGGACUGGCUGUGUCGCCCCUCCACGGUGACCACGUCGUCCACUUCUGCACCAAGGUUCUCCUUUCCAUCCCUCAGUCCCAACACUUCCGACUGGCUCCGACGCAGCGAGACAUCCGCCCGCACAGUGACCCAAGAGCUGCCCGGCGAUGCCAGCAUCCAGAAUUGGCUCAGUCAGAUCAAGCAGUUUCCUGACCUGGAGGACGAAGAUUUUGAGAUCAUUGACAGAGAUGCAGGCAGCUCCCGCAAGUCCAGCCACUCUGUGACGACCGCCUUCCCCGUACUGGAGAAAGCACCCACAUUCAACCCACUACAGAAGACCUACCCCAGCCCUGUGGAGGCGUGGCUCAAAUCCAGCUCCUUGGGGGGUGAGAAGGCGCUUGAGAAGGAGGUACUUGAUCUGUUCCGACACAUCCCGUCCGACCAGGACUGCUGGCUCUUAGGCAACACAAAGAAGGAGUCGGAAGCCUGCAGCGAUUGUCUUUGUUCGACCAAGUCCAUGGAGAUCGAGAACCUUGGAAGCAUGUCAUGUAGCAGCCAGUCUGUGUUUGAACGCUACUUCCGAGAUGUACCCAAGGACACCAUGCAGUGGCUAAAGAAAUCUAGCAACGACGAUCAGGCUGUCCCAUCGAGCGUGUGCAAGGCUAACGAGCCCUGUGGCUCUUUCAGCGAAUGUUUAUGUCAGCCCAACUGUGCUUUCAAGCUCACCAGAUCCGAGUCUUCUCCCAAAAAGUGGCUGAAGGUUGCUAGUAGCAAAGCCAAGUUAUCUCCCCUGCCUCAGAUCGAAGGGUUUGCCCGAUACCUGAAGUCACUGGAUACAGAGAAAGAGCAGUGGUUGAAGGGCAGUGGAACCCAGCUUGAUGAGAAUCCAGUAGAGGAGCGGUUGCCCAUGUUCGACUGGAUCUCGUCCAACCCUGAUGAUUGGCUUAAAGAAAAACAACCAGGCCUUAACAAAAACUCUCCGUCGAUUACUGGUAUGAAUUUUGAGUUCAAACAUGGGAAAGAAGACCAUAACAUGUGGUUAAAGGUGACGGGAACCCAGCCAGCAUCGUCAACCACUCCAGUUGGGCCCUGUCCCGCAUGGGAUGCUGUACAGAGUUACGUCAGUAAAAAGUCGCAAUCUGAUUGGCUAAUGAGAUCUGCUGCCGAUGAUGAAGACAAGGAUAACGGUGAUGAGAAAGAGAAGACUGAUACAUGGCUUCUAACAACAUCAUCAUCAUCCCCUGAUAGCCAGCCGGCCAUGUUUACUAAGUUCACAGCUGGCCUAGGAGAGUGGUUGUUCCAACAAAAGCUAUAGACAGCUCAAGUGUGAUAAUAUUUCCCACAUACAAAUCAAUAACUUGCGAAUCACCUUGUUGUGUGAGCUAUGAAAUCAAAUAUCCAUUGGAAAUUUCGAAAUGUCAGUGAUGUUUCAAAUGAAUUUUAUAUUAGAUUUCAUUUUACGAAAUAUAUUUUAACCAAGGGGUGCAAAAAUAAGACUACUGUUAUGCCUAAUUUAUUUAUGAUUAGCGUAUAGCUGAAGAAACCAUUUGUUAUGCUCUUCGACAUGGUUUCAAUUGUACAGAUCUUCAAAUUUUGUUUUUGUUUUAUUUAUGUUAAUUUUAUUUUGUCUCUCUAGUAUGUCAAUUUAACAUGUACCCAAAUCAGUACACAGCAUUAUAUUUGCAAGGAUGAAGAAAGUUUUAAUAUGGAAUAUAUGUUUAUACAAAUGAAUAUGUAAUAUUGGUUGACAAACAGUUACCGCCAUAGAGGUACUAGAAACAAAUCAUGAGAAUUAUCUACAUUCAUUCAAUUUUGUGUAACUGAUGUCCAUGGAUGUCCAAAUUUAUUGAAAAACCUCUGCUAGAUGCAGGAUUGUAACAUAGGACUAUUCUUAUCACAUGUUACCACAUGUCUAUACAGAUGUGCUAGCUGGACAAAUACUUGUGAUCUACAAGCUGGACAAAUACUUGUGAUCUACACCUCUACAGUGAUCUAGUACUGAAUAAAUGUUUUAUUGUGUUAA